ACCAUCAGAUGUUUGCAGUUCAUCAGGUGGCAGAACGUGUGGAGGCGCUGGGCCAGUUUGUGAUGAAAACCAGGAGGACGCUGAAGGGCCAUGGAAAUAAAGUUCUCUGUAUGGACUGGUGCAAAGACAAGAGAAGAAUUGUGAGCUCUUCCCAGGAUGGGAAGGUGAUAGUGUGGGAUUCCUUUACUACCAACAAGGAACAUGCAGUGACGAUGCCGUGUACCUGGGUGAUGGCCUGUGCAUACGCCCCAUCCGGAUGUGCCAUUGCUUGUGGUGGCCUGGACAACAAGUGUUCUGUGUACCCUCUGACAUUUGACAAAAACGAAAAUAUGGCUGCAAAGAAGAAAUCGGUUGCAAUGCACACAAACUACUUGUCUGCCUGCAGCUUCACUAACUCAGACAUGCAGAUCCUGACAGCAAGCGGAGAUGGAACUUGUGCUCUGUGGGAUGUGGAGAGCGGGCAGCUUCUACAGAGUUUCCAUGGUCAUGGAGCUGAUGUCCUGUGCCUGGACCUGGCCCCUUCUGAAACGGGAAAUACAUUUGUCUCUGGGGGAUGUGACAAGAAAGCCAUGGUUUGGGAUAUGCGGUCUGGUCAGUGCAUCCAGUCAUUUGAAACGCACGAUUCAGAUAUCAACAGUGUCAGAUAUUACCCAAGUGGAGAUGCUUUUGCCUCUGGUUCAGACGAUGCCACGUGUCGUUUAUAUGACCUCCGUGCAGACAGAGAAGUAGCAAUUUAUUCCAAAGAGAGCAUCAUUUUUGGAGCAUCCAGCGUGGACUUCUCUCUCAGCGGUCGCCUGCUGUUUGCAGGCUACAAUGAUUACACCAUAAACGUCUGGGAUGUGCUCAAAGGGUCCCGUGUGUCCAUCCUGUUCGGACAUGAAAAUCGUGUCAGCACCUUGCGGGUCUCUCCCGACGGGACAGCAUUCUGCUCGGGCUCCUGGGACCACACUCUCCGAAUCUGGGCUUAACCUGAGAUCCUGUGUGCAGAAUCAAAUGAAGACUGAUACCCUGGACUACAAAAUCUGCAUAAGAAAGCCACCCCUCAAAAUCAAAUAUUUGCGACGCUGCAAAAGAGCGACACUGAACCCACAGAUUAACACAGCUAGGUAGAAAAUGCAAUCUGCUUGAACACAUAGCAAACAUCAGCCUGUAGUUAAAUGAAAUGGUUUUAAUUCUGUUUUGAAACUAUCUUCUUUUAUUAGAACUAGUUUAGGUAAUUAUAAAGGGACUUCUCUUGGAAGUCACCUGUAUCAUAGAAUUGAGUAUUUCGGUGCACAUUAUGUAUCUAUUUGCAUGAAUUGAGUUCCUUUUCAAAGUAAAAAAAGAAGAAAAACGAAAAAAAGAUUCCUGAUUUUAUCAGGAUAUAGCAUAAGACUUUGGAAACAUUCCACAGUAGUGCAUUGAAUUUUGGUGUUGGAAAGUGGAAAGAGAAACAGUGCUCAUACUUUAGGAUGGCAUUGUGGAUGACGGAA
Molecule: messenger RNA, 1472 nt
Organism: Opisthocomus hoazin
Lineage: Eukaryota; Metazoa; Chordata; Aves; Opisthocomiformes; Opisthocomidae
Source: RefSeq, a predicted model, not a curated record